Molecule: messenger RNA, 9683 nt
Organism: Python bivittatus (Burmese python)
Lineage: Eukaryota; Metazoa; Chordata; Lepidosauria; Squamata; Pythonidae
Source: RefSeq, a predicted model, not a curated record
GAAGACCAAGUUCUCAAACAGAUACCCAACAAGGGAAAAAUAGAUACCCUGAUGGUGUGCGUGUUGGAGUAGUAAAACCAGGUUGAUUUUACAUGCAAAGGUUACCUCCUGCUGAAAUCACCAUGAGCAGCACACUUUCCCCUACCGAUUAUGACAGCUUGGAAAUCCAGCAACAGUACAAUGAUAUCAAUAACCGCUGGGAGGUGGCUGAUGAAGACUGGGACAAUGAAAACAGCUCAGCCCGACUUUUUGAGCGCUCCCGUAUCAAGGCUUUGGCAGAUGAACGAGAAGCUGUACAGAAGAAGACAUUCACCAAAUGGGUCAACUCUCACCUGGCCCGGGUCACAUGCCGCAUCAGUGAUCUGUACAGUGACCUGCGAGAUGGGCGGAUGCUGUUGCGCCUUCUGGAAGUGCUGUCAGGGGAGCAACUGCCCAAGCCGACCAAAGGCCGGAUGCGGAUACACUGUCUGGAGAAUGUAGACAAGGCCCUCCAGUUCUUAAAGGAGCAGCGUGUCCACUUGGAAAACAUGGGCUCCCACGAUAUUGUUGAUGGCAACCACCGACUCACGCUGGGCCUCAUCUGGACAAUCAUCCUCCGUUUCCAGAUCCAAGAUAUCAGUGUGGAGACAGAGGAUAACAAGGAGAAAAAGUCAGCAAAGGAUGCCCUGCUGCUUUGGUGUCAGAUGAAAACAGCUGGGUACCCAAAUGUGAACGUCCACAACUUUACCACAAGCUGGAGGGAUGGCCUAGCUUUCAACGCAAUUGUCCACAAACACAGGCCAGAUCUGAUAGACAUUGAUACCUUGAAGAAAUGUAACGCACAUUACAAUCUCCAGAAUGCCUUCAAUGUGGCUGAAAAGGAGCUGGGCCUUACCAAACUCUUGGAUCCUGAAGACGUGAAUGUGGACCAACCUGAUGAGAAGUCCAUCAUCACUUAUGUAGCCACCUACUACCACUAUUUCUCUAAGAUGAAGGCCUUGGCUGUGGAAGGGAAACGGAUUGGAAAGGUACUGGACCAUGCCAUUGAAGCUGACAAGCUCAUAGAGAAGUAUGAGACACUUGCCUCCGAUCUUCUGCAGUGGAUUGAGCAGACCAUCUUGACCUUGAAUGAUCGGAAGCUGGCUAACUGCCUGAGUGGAGUGCAGAACCAGCUGCAGGCUUUUAAUACCUAUCGCACUGUGGAGAAGCCACCCAAGUUUACUGAGAAGGGGAACCUUGAAGUUCUGCUCUUCACCAUCCAGAGUAAAAUGAGAGCCAAUAAUCAGAAAGUUUACACACCACGAGAGGGAAGGCUUAUUUCUGACAUCAACAAGGGUUGGGAGCGUCUGGAAAAGGCGGAGCAUGAACGUGAACUGGCUCUACGCAAUGAAUUGAUUCGACAAGAGAAGCUGGAGCAGCUGACAGCUCGCUUUGACCGCAAAGCAGCCAUGCGUGAAACCUGGCUGAGUGAAAACCAGCGCCUUGUCUCUCAGGAUAACUUUGGCUCAGAUAUUUCAGCAGUGGAAGCAGCGGUACGCAAACAUGAAGCCAUUGAGACAGAUAUUGUGGCCUACAAUGAGCGUGUGACAGCUGUGAAUGCUGUGGCAGAUGAGUUGGAGGCAGAGGGCUACCAUGACAUCAAGCGGGUGCUGGCGCGCAAGAACAAUGUGGUGCGACUCUGGGAUUACCUCCGUGAGCUGGUAGCUGCACGUCGUGAACGCCUUUUGCUCCAUUUUGAACUACAGAAGAUGUUUCAGGACUUGACCUACCUCAUGGAUUGGUUGGAAGAAAUGAAGGGUCGCCUCCAGUCUCAGGACUUUGGGAAACACUUGCACGGUGUUGAGGACCUACUUCAGAUCCACGCUCUGGUGGAAGCUGACAUUGCUGUCCAGGCCGAACGGGUAAAAGCCAUCAGUGCUGCUGCUCAGUGUUUUGCCACUCCUGGAGAAGGAUACAAACCCUGCGAUCCCCACCUUGUCCAAGAGCGUGUGGCAAUGCUGGAGCGCUGCUAUCAGGAAUUGGUGGCAUUGGCUGCACAACGACGCGCCAAGCUGGAGGAGUCACGCCGCCUCUGGAAGUUCUUCUGGGACAUGGGUGAGGAGGAGGCCUGGAUCCGAGAACAGAGCCAGAUUCUCUCCUCAGAUGACUUUGGCAAGGACUUGACAAGUGCGCUGCGCCUGACCAGCAAGCACAAUGCUUUCCGUGAUGAGAUGACUGGCCGGGCCUGCCCAUUGCAACAGAGCAUUGCUGAGGGCCGCCAGCUGGUGGCUGAGGGUCACUUUGGAGCUACCGAGGUGGCCGAGCGGAUCCAGGACAUUGAGGAGCAGUGGGAACAACUGGAGGCAUUGUCAAGUGAGCGAGAACGGCGUCUUCUCCAAGCCUCCAACCUUUAUCAGUUCCAGGCUGAUGCCAAUGACAUGGAGGCCUGGUUGCUAGAUACUCUCCGCUUGGUGUCCAGCUCUGAUAUGGGCCACGAUGAAUACUCGACCCAGAGCCUGGUGAAGAAGCACAAGGAUGUGGAGGAAGAGAUCCACAACCACCGGCCUGCCCUGGAUGCCCUGCACGAGCAGGCCCGGAGCUUGCCCCCCAACUUUGCCCAUUCUCCCGAAGUGGACGGGCGCUUGCCUGCACUGGAGCAACGCUAUGAGGAACUGGUUGAUUUGGCUGAGCGUCGCAAGCAGGCCCUGCAGGAUGCUCUUAAUCUUUACAAGAUGUUCAGUGAGGCAGAUGCUUGCAGCCUUUGGAUCAGUGAGAGGGAGUACUGGAUUGAAACAAUGGAUGUGCCGGAGAAGCUGGAAGACCUUGAAGUGGUACAGCAAAGGUUUGAGACACUGGAGCCAGAAAUGAAUAACCUGGCCUCUCGCAUCGCAGCAGUGAGUGAGAUUGCAAACCAGCUCUUGGGCACUGAUCACAGGAACAAGGAAAGCAUUCAAGCCACCCAGGAACAGCUCAAUAGUAGGUGGCAGCAGUUCCAGGCCUUGGCUAGCCAAAAGAAGGAGGCAUUAACCUCAGCACUCAGCAUCCAGAACUACUACUUGGAGUGCAAUGAAACCAAGGCAUGGAUGCGGGAGAAAACCAAAGUGAUAGAAUCUACGCAGGGUUUGGGCAAUGACCUGGCAGGUGUGAUGGCUCUGCAACGCAAGCUGGCUGGCAUGGAGCGGGAUCUGGAGGCCAUCCAGGGCAAAGUGAGGGACCUGCAUGAGGAGGCAGCCCGGCUGGCAGCCCAGCACCCAGAACAAGCAGCUGCCAUCUCCAACCGGCUCUCCGAAAUUGAUGGGACCUGGGACGAGCUGCGGGGAACCAUGCGGCGCCGCGAGGAUUCUCUGGGAGAAGCCAGCAAACUUCAGGGUUUCCUGCGUGACCUGGAUGACUUCCAGGCGUGGCUCUUGCGCACCCAGACUGCCAUUGCCUCAGAAGAUGUCCCGGCUACCCUGCCAGAGGCAGAGCGGCUGCUGAGCCAACACGAGACCAUCCGAAAUGAGGUGGAACAUUACAAGGGCGACUACCAGCGGUUGCGGACCAUGGGAGAAGAAGUGACGCAGGGCCACACAGAUGCCCAACAUAUGUUCCUUCAGCAGCGCCUUCAGGCCCUUGACACUGGCUGGAAUGAACUCGGGCAAAUGUGGGAGAACCGGCACCAGUUGCUUUCACAGGCUUACGGCUUCCAGAUCUUCCUGAGGGACACCAAGCAAGUUGAAGGGGUGCUCAGCAACCAGGAAUAUGUGUUGACUCACACCAGCAUGCCCAGUUCUCUCCAAGCUGCUGAGGCUGCCAUUAAAAAACAUGAAGAUUUCAUGACCACCAUAGAAGCCAAUGGAGAGAAGAUCAAGGGCCUGGUGGACUCUGGGAGGAAACUUAUUAUGGAAGACAGUCUUCACUCUGACAAGAUCCAAGAGAAGGUCAAUUCUAUUGACAGUCGACACAGGAAAAAUCAAGAAGCAGCCCAGGAUCUCCUGGCCCGGCUCCGUGACAAUCGAGUCCUUCAACGCUUCCUGCAAGAUUGUCAAGAGCUCACCCUGUGGAUCAAUGAAAAGAUGCUCUCAGCUCAGGACAUGUCCUAUGAUGAAGCCCGAAACCUCCACACCAAGUGGCAGAAGCACCAGGCGUUCAUGGCCGAGUUGGCCUCCAACAAGGGCUGGCUUGAAAAGAUCCAGAAGGAAGGGGAGCAGCUGGUGGCAGAGAAACCCGAAUUGGAGCCUGUGGUGAGAGCCAAGCUGGAUGAUCUGCAGAAACUCUGGCAAGAAUUGGAAUCCAGCACCCAGAGCAAGGCUCAGUGCCUCUUCGAUGCCAACCGUGCUGAGCUCUUCACACAGAGCUGUUCGGCCCUGGAGGCUUGGCUAAGCGGCCUGCAGGCUCAGCUGCUCUCAGAUGACUAUGGCAAGGACCUGACCAGCGUCAAUAUUUUGCUCAAGAAACAGCAGUUGCUGGAGAACCAGAUGGACAUGCGGGAAAAAGAGGUGGAGGGGCUGAAGGCUCAGGCGUUAGCCCUCAGCCAAGAGGACUCCAACACGGUGGAGGUGGAUGGGAAAUUGCAGUCAGUGGAGGACAAAUUUAUGGAGCUGAGGGCACCACUGGGGGAACGCUGCAAGAAGCUGCUGGCCUCAAAGGAGGAGCACCAGUUCAAUCGUGACCUGGAAGAUGAAAUUCUAUGGGUGAAGGAAAGGAUGCCCAUGGCUGUUUCCACUGAUCACGGCAAAGAUCUUCCCACUGUCCAGCUGCUGAUCAAGAAGAAUCAGACUCUGCAGAAAGAGAUCCAAGGACACCAGCCACGCAUAAACGACAUUCUGGGGAGAUGGCAGGGGCUGGCGUGUAGUGGCCUGGAGGCGGAGCUGCAGGGCCGCGUAGAGACGUUAGAGGAGAUGUGGCGGGAGCUGCAAGACCAGGUGGACCAGCGGCACGGACGGCUGGAGAAAGCACAGAUGGCCCAGCAGUUUUACUUUGACGCUGCCGAGGCCGAGGCCUGGAUGGGUGAACAGGAGUUGCACAUGAUCUCAGAGGAGAAGGCAAAAGAUGAGCUGAUUGCUCAGGCCAUGGUAAAGAAACAUUUGGGGAUGGAGCAGGCUCUGGAAGAUUAUGCCCAGACAAUCCAUCAACUCUCUGUCCAGAGCCGUGACAUGGUGAAUAAUGGCCACCCUGAGAGUGAGCGGAUCACUCUUCGGCAAGGCCAAGUGGACAAGCUCUAUGCCAGCCUGAAAGACCUUGCCGAGGAGCGUCGUGCCAAACUCCAGGAGCACCUCCGUCUCUGCCAGCUGAAGCGGGAAGUGGAUGACCUGGAGCAGUGGAUCUCCGAACGGGAGGUGGUGGCCGCCUCCCACGAGCUUGGCCAGGAUUAUGAACAUGUUACGAUGCUGCGGGACAAGUUCCGGGAAUUCUCCCGUGACACCAGCACCAUUGGCCAGGAGAGAGUGGACGGGGUCAACCGGCUGGCUGAUGAGAUGAUCUCCGCUGGCCAUUCAGAGAAUGCCACCAUUGCUGAGUGGAAGGACAGCUUGAAUGAGGCCUGGGCAGAUCUCCUGGAACUCAUUGACACUAGAAGCCAGAUGCUGGCAGCUUCCUAUGAGUUACACCGCUUCUACCAUGAUGCCCGGGAGACCCUCAGCCAGGUCCAGAACAAACAGAAGCAGCUACCAGAUGAAGCCGGGUGGGAUCUCAACACAGCUGAAGCCAUGCAGCGGAUGCACACUGCCUAUGAACAUGACAUUCAGGCCUUGAGUGCUCAGGUAAAGCAAGUGCAGGAUGACGCAGCACGGUUGCAGAAGGCCUAUGCCGGGGAAAAGGCUGAUGACAUCCGGAGGCAUGAGCAGUCGGUGAGUGAGGCCUGGUCUGACCUGCUCAGCAGCAGCAGCGACCGUCGCCAACUCCUCCUGGACACCGUUGACAAAUUCCGCUUUUUCCGUAUGGUGCGUGACCUUCUGCUGUGGAUGGAUGACAUCAACCUCCAGAUAGAUGCGCAGGAGAAGCCCAGGGAUGUGUCAGCUGCUAACCUGGUCAUCAAGAAUCACCAAGGGAUCAAGGCGGAGAUGGAGGCACGGACCGGCAGCUUCAAUGCUUGCAUAGCUAUGGGUGACGACCUCCUGGCUAAGGGGCACUACGCUUCCACAAAGAUUGUGGAGAAAUUGUCUCAGUUGCAGGAACGCCGCAAGGAGAUCAACAAUAAAUGGCAAGAGAAGAUGGACUGGUUACAAAUAGUUAUGGAAGUGCUGAUGUUUGGGCGGGAUGCCAGCAUGGCAGAAGCUUGGCUUUCCAGCCAGGAACCAAUUGUGCGCUCCACUGAACUGGGUGACAACGUGGAUGAAGUUGAAAACCUGAUCAAGCGACACGAGGGCUUCCAGAAAUCAGUAGCGGCCUGGGAAGAACGUUUCCUGGCACUGGAGAAGCUCACCACGCUGGAAGAGAAUGAACAUCGGCGGCGUGAGCAAGAAGAAGAAAGGAAGAGGAGGUCUCCAACACCGACACCACUGGAACCCACUGUCAUGAUGCCACAGACAGAGGACCCAGAGGGACAUCGCCCACCCAGCAGUACUCAGGCCAAUGGAAGCUCUGGAGAGGAAGGCUUAGCUCUGGAGUUGCCCUCACAAAAUGGGAUUGACCCAGAUUCUGAAUCUCCUCAGAUUUCAGAAUCACCAGCUGCAGUCAAUGGGUCACAACUGGAUUCGGUAUCCAAGGACAAAGAGCCUAGCCCACCCUCCUCGCCUAAGCUCAGUUCCAAGCCAGCUGUGCUCAGCACGGAUCCCAGUCAGUCAGUCACGCUGCCCCCACAAACACCAGACCACUCAGCCCCAGAACAGAUGGAAGGGGUGUUAUAUCGGAAGCAGGAAAUGGAAUCCCAUGGCAAAAAGGCAGCUAACAGGUCUUGGCAGGCCAUCUAUUGUAUUGUGCAGAAAAGCAGCUUUGGAUUCUACAAGGACAGCAAGCACGCCAGCAAUGGCAUUCCCUAUCAUGGGGAAGUGCCCGUCAGCUUGCAGGGAGCGCAGUGCAACGUGGCUCUGGAUUACAAGAAGCGCAAGCAUGUCUUCAAACUUGGAUUAACAGAUGGCAAAGAAUAUUUAUUCCAGGCAAAGGAUGAGGCAGAGAUGAGUACUUGGAUGCGAGUGAUCAAUGCCGCUGCCGCGUGCCCCCUCACUCCCCAAGACCCUGCGGAAGAUCAGCCUCCGCUCAUCAGCAAAGGCAUGACGCGAGCAAUGACGAUGCCUCCCGUGCCCCACCACAGCGCCUCAGAAGGGACUGUCACCCUGCGUAGCAAAGAUGCCAAGGAGAAGGACCGCGAGAAACGUUUCAGUUUUUUCAAGAAGAAUAAAUAGGAGCUGUGGUGGGAGAGGGGCUGGGGGCUCUGCUGCAGUUGGUGAAAUCUGUACAGGCCUGAGCAGUGAUGUGGGGUGCAGCGAGGGGCUUGAGAUCGGCAAGGGGAGCAGGGUUAGGGCAUAACAAAACUGGCCGUUGCUCUUUACUUAAUACUGCAGAUUGCAUGAAGCAUCUCUGACGUUACAAGGAAUGCCUCCCCUUCUGGCCCCCUCCUUCCCCUUAACAAAGAAAAGCAAAACGAAACAGGCCACAUCGCCUCUGUUGAAACAGGAGGAAAACACAGUGGAAAAUGCGGUGGUGGCAGCGCUCUGCUGGGGAAAGGCCUCCCCGAAGUGGGGCAGCAGAUGGUCAGAUGCUGGACAUCUGAGGGGGCAGGUGUGUGUGGGUGGGCAAGCAGGUCACGGAGGGGGGUGGCAUGGGGCUGAUCCAGGACCGCUGUUUUUCAUGAGCCCAGGGAUGCUGGUGGGUUGUGGGUUCUGGUAGCAGGGACACCAUUGGCGGUCCCACGGAUACAGAACAGACCCUUUUGGCUCCUGAGGUUGAGAUUUCUUUUCCUUUGAUAAUCACUUCUGCUCCUCCUCCUCCUCCUCCUCCUCCUCCUCCAUCUGUGCUCCAAGGCUGUUGGCUUUUUCCUUCCUGCCCUGCCGCAGCCUCAUCAGCAGGCAGGACCGUACUGGAAAAAGGUUGAUAGUCCUUGUGCCGCUUUGGCCCCGUGCUAAUAGGAACACGUCUGGACGAGAUAGGCUUCUUCUAAACAUCCGGAAAAUCCCCCUUGAAAAGCUUCGCUAAAUUGCAAUGCACGCCCAUACGCGCAUCCCUUCUAAAAUCUAACCGAGGGUGCAGAACGCUGUAUCGUUUGGCCCUAGAGCUGAAGCACUGCUUGCGUCUGCGGUCUCAAAGCGUGCUGCCUCCUCUUGGAAACGAAGCCUGGCACCUGCCUCUCUGACGCCCAUCUUCAGAUGCUUCCGUAUCCUGAAUGCAGCAGAGAGGGAGGGAAGGGUUAUCGAGGAAGGGGGGGCCAAAGCACUGGGGGCUGGCUUCAGGUUCCAGGAAGGGCCCCCAGGAUGAUACUCCUGUCCUCCCUGCAGCUGAGUCUGGGGACCUGGCUGCCUGCCCUCCAAACUCGCCUCACAGUGCCUGAAAGUUGUGAUCUCUCUGGGGCUCGGGAAUAUGGUGGGGCUGUCAAACCAGGAUGGCUGCUGCUGCCGCCAGAGGUUUCCCCCAAUUAGGAAGCCCGAGCUAGAUCUUCUGGCUCAAACCAGUGACCAGCAAUCAAAGCCAGCACUGAACUACCCUGCCCCCACCCCAGCCUCUGCUUUAAACCAGUGAUCCACCCCCCACCCCCCGUCCACACAAUGCAUGGCAGUGCUGUUGUAAGAGAUCCACUCUGGUUGGGAUUAUUUUGGCUACCUUUCCCAAACUGGCACCCUCCUCCUCAGCUUAUGCUGGCUAAGAAAUUGGGAGGCGAGGCUCCAGUGCAUCUGGUGGAUCCCCAAGUUUUGGAAGGCUAGUUUCAUAGCCCCCUCCCUCCCCCCCCAGCCUAUACUCUAUGCAAAAUUCAUCACCCCACACCUGGUCCACCCCUUUUCUCAAGCCACAGAGCACACAAAGUCCUCAGGGUUAGAACCAAGACCAUCCUUUCUAUGAGGAAGAUUCCCAAGUGGUGGAGUUUCCAUUUCUCAGGUGCUGUUCAAUUUCUCACCUAGAGAUCUUUGGGUUGACCUUUGCCUCCUGUGGCCGUGUGCCAUGGAUCUUUUUCCCCCCAAGGGAGCCCACGCGCUGCAAAUGCUCACUUGCACGUGGCAGAAAAGAACACCUUGCAGGGCCUAGCUUAGAAACAGGAAGCUGAAACGUUUCCCUAGAGCUGUCGUAGAAGGGGCUUGCUCAACGCCUCUCUCGAGCGUCACAUUCAUCCAUUGGCGAGCACCAAAGUUGUGCUGUUGAGUUGGCUGGAGUCACCUCUCAGCUGCUUGUCAGGGUCUUGGCUGGAGCAGGAUCCCCACUGCUUGUAUUGUGACCUGGCUCUGUGAUAUCCCCCCAUCUCCCUGGCCUUGGUUCCUGACCUGAGUGUGCCUUCCACUCAUACUCGGAUGCCACCCUGCAUUUCCCCCUCUCCUCUGCAGCCGGUGCCCGUCUUUCACUCGGUCACAAAGGAUGCCGAAACAGCCUUGGCACGUGGAUGGGGUUGCAGAAAGACCCAGAUGAGCAGGAUUUUUUUUCAUGCUGCUUAGAGCGGGAGGGGUGGGGAGGCCUGGCCUACAAGUGAGACACCCUUGCCUUCUCGGCACACCCCUCAAGGGCCCCCAGCAGUGUUUUCUGUGCUUGUUGGGGACUGUUAUCCAUGUGUUUGCAGUAGCAUCUGUUCCAAUAUUUUUUUUGGAGAAAUAAAAAGAAUCUCUGGA